Molecule: messenger RNA, 1319 nt
Organism: Prosopis cineraria
Lineage: Eukaryota; Viridiplantae; Streptophyta; Magnoliopsida; Fabales; Fabaceae
Product: serine/threonine-protein kinase CTR1-like
Exons: 6
Coding region: 342-1103 (253 amino acids)
Biological process (GO): protein phosphorylation
Molecular function (GO): ATP binding; protein kinase activity
Source: RefSeq, a predicted model, not a curated record
UGUUUAGUUAAUGGCUGUUUCAAGGGAUUGCCCUUUACUGAUGAUCUAAGUCUUGUCCCAACGUUGUAAUUUUAUUUGCUCUUGUUCUCAUAGACAAGUCAUAUAUAUAUAUAUAUAUAAUGCGGAGAUUAUUUUUCCUUAGAAGAAAACCGAGAGAACAGCUGGCAACACAUGAAUCUGCCCCCAGGCUUUUUGGCUACUCUAAAUCAUAAAGAGAAAAGACGUAAUGAGUAAUUACAUUUUUGAAUCUGAACCAUGAAUUGAGAAAGGAGAUAGAGAUUGACAUGACAAGUAAUUUAUUUAUUAGGUGACUGACGCUGAAUUUUGCUGCUGGACCAUUCAUGUGUUAUUUUUCAGGUUUUUUCGGAGAAGUAUUCCGAGGCAUAUGGAAUGGGACAGAUGUUGCCAUAAAGGUUUUUCUGGAGCAAGAUUUGACUACUGAAAACAUGGAAGAUUUCUGCAAUGAGAUAACGAUUCUCAGCCGGCUUCGACAUCCUAACGUUAUUUUAUUUCUUGGUGCAUGCACAAAGCCUCCGCGUUUGUCAAUGGUUACUGAGUAUAUGGAGAUGGGAUCUUUGUAUUACUUGAUCCAUUCGAGCGGUCAAAAGAAGAAGCUUAGUUGGCGGAGAAGACUGAAGAUGUUGCGGGAUAUAUGCAGGGGGUUGAUGUGCAUACAUCGUAUGAAGAUAGUUCACCGUGACCUGAAAAGUGCAAAUUGUCUUGUGAAUAAGCAUUGGACUGUGAAGAUCUGUGAUUUUGGGCUUUCAAGAAUAAUGACAGAUUCUCCCAUGAAAGAUUCUUCGUCAGCGGGGACUCCUGAAUGGAUGGCUCCUGAACUUAUUCGAAAUGAACCAUUCACAGAAAAAUGUGAUAUCUUUAGCCUGGGGGUCAUAAUGUGGGAGCUUUGCACUUUAGAUAGGCCAUGGGAAGGUGUACCACCAGAGAGGGUGAUUUAUACCGUUGCUAAUGAGGGAUCUAGGCUAGAGAUUCCUGAGGGGCCGCUGGGCAGGCUGAUUUCAGAUUGCUGGACAGAACCUCAUAAGCGGCCAAGUUGUGAAGACAUCCUUUCUCGUCUGCUUGACUGCGAAUACUCUCUGUGCUAAUACUACAUCCUUUUAUCUUUGUACAUAAAAACUUUUGGUAGAGUUGUCACCUUGCGCGGUGGCGGACGCACGUUAACGUAAGGGGGGGGCAUAAUCUCUGAAAAUGCCAUGUUGGUGAGAGAAAUUUAUAUAAGGCUCCCCCAUUCUCUGCAAGUUUGAACCUACUGUAAUGAAAAAUUUGAAGAAACACAAUGAUAGAGAAAGUAUAUUCGAGAA